AUGAAGUGGAUCGUCAUGGGCAAUCUGCCGCUCUCAUUCUGUGAGUCCGUGGAGACGCGAAGGUACACUAAACUGGCUCCUGUGUCUGUGAACGCUCUGGUCUCCAACAUGGAAAGCGUGACCAAGGCGGUGGAGAAGGCAAUCGGUGAAGAGAUGCCAGACGAGUUUGUCCUGAUGCUGGACGACAGGAGCCACGGCACGGAGCAGUUCUUGGCUAUUUACGGAUGCUACGACUCGCCUGGUGGUACCCUCUGUUGUCUAUGGCUCCCGUUAUGGACGAGCCUGGCGAACACUUGA
Molecule: messenger RNA, 297 nt
Organism: Phytophthora nicotianae INRA-310
Lineage: Eukaryota; Oomycota; Peronosporomycetes; Peronosporales; Peronosporaceae
Exons: 2
Coding region: 1-297 (98 amino acids)
Source: RefSeq, a predicted model, not a curated record